Messenger RNA from Danaus plexippus (monarch butterfly), 2550 nucleotides. RefSeq lists its product as uncharacterized. NCBI's taxonomy places the organism in Eukaryota, Metazoa, Arthropoda, Insecta, Lepidoptera, Nymphalidae. The transcript has 4 exons. Bases 258 to 1508 code for a protein of 416 amino acids. The record is from RefSeq and is a predicted model, not a curated record.
UUUAAUUUUGUUACUUAAUUAUUGUAACUAAAAAUAUUUACCCAUUGCGGAUUACACUAGUCUUUUCGAUUUGAAUUAAAUUAAAUAAAUAUAAUUUUUUCUCAUGUUGAAUUGACUUUUCGAUUGAUAUUUUAAAACAUGCGGGGUUGUAAAUCGAAACACGCUGUGUAACCCUCAUUAAUUAUUUACGGCAAUAUUAAAACAAAUGAAUCCUUAUGGCUAUAAAAUAUACUAGGUAAUAAAAAAUACGUGCUUUCAUGCAUAGCGUUGGACUUAUAUAUUUAAACAUGCAAAGCAUGGAUAUGAAAUAUAAAAAAUAUAUUUAUAAAACAGUUGAUACGUUCUCGCCACUUUAUUGGCAAUUAAAUAUAUUUUCUUUACAAUGCCAGUUAAAUGUGAAUAUUUACUUUCAGCUACUUCGGAUGGCUCUAGCAGCGAUUAUCUCCUGUUUAAUAACAAGUUUUUCGUUGUACUAUAAAAUUGUCAAUAUUUAUCACCAUCUACUAGCAUCUAUUAAAUACACAGAUAUAGUGCAGGCUAUUUACGAUUACUUACAAUACGUCUUCGAUUUGUUCUGUGUCUUCAAGUAUGGGUCGGAUAUUUUCCGUGAAUAUAUAAAUCAGUAUGCUUACAUCGACUGCCUCUUGGACAUGGAUUACUAUAGGUAUAUUAGGAGAAACCUCAUGAAAGUCAUGUUUUUUUUAUAUUGCAUGUGGUUUUGUAGUAGUGUAUUUGAUUUCGUAACUUGGGACAUCGGUUUCGGCUUUGUAUCAACUUCGGCUUUCGUUAUGGGAUAUGUAUAUACGUUAAUAAAAAUUUUGUCGAAUUUGGAUCUGACGGCACACGUAAUGCAAAUAGAAGCUCGGCUGCGUGUGAUAGGCGAUACUAUCCAGAAUAGUUAUCAGUCUUUUGAUAAUAUCUGUCCAAAGUUUGAAGACACAAUCGGUAAAAAAAACUGGUUUUACAACGACUGUCGUACGAGUACCAAGACAACGGAUGUCAGAAGAAAUACAUGUUUGUGUUCUAAUGACGUUAAAUGGUUAAGCAGAUGCUAUGUUUUACUAACCGAACAAGUUACAUUCAUUAACAAUAUGUUUGGAAGGAGGAUAUUAUUGAACAGUUUAAGUUUUCUACUUGAUCUAGUGCGAUACAUAAAUUUAUCUGUUCGAAUUUUAAUUGGGACCCAGUAUUCAGGUUCCAGCAAACAACCAGCAACAUCUACUGUGUUUAAGGCCGUAAACUGCGCAAUAGUAAUAUUCAGUCUUGUGAGCCACUGUGAGCGAACAUACAGGCAAAGAGACAGAAUUAUUAAACUCAUUGAUCAUUUGACGUUAUUUAAAAAACUAGAUGACCAGUUAUUAUCGUCGUUUAUGGACAUGCGAAAUUUGAUUGUGUCUCGAUCAAUAACUUUUCACACGGACUUCUAUACGCUGAAUUAUUCAUGGCUGGUGUCCAUAGCAUCAGUUGUGGUCACUUACUCGAUAAUUUUGCUACAGAAUUUCAACUGAACCUAAAAUAUAUUUGUUUCUUGUUGAAAAAAAUUUUGAAUGUAAUUUUUUUUUUUAACUAGUCAAAGAUAGAUUCUAAAAACUAUUGUUUUUUCAGUUUUCAACCAUAGCCAUGGCUGUCAAGCUGAUGGUUAUACUCUUUUAUAUUAAUAUUAAGUAUAAUUAGGUUACUGAAAAUUUUUUAGUCAAAUUUUAAGAUAGUAACUGUAAUUUUAACCUUUAAAUUUAAAAGGAGUUUGGAUUGUUAUUCCAAACAACGAAGUGCUUGAGUUUAUCGUAGAUUUUUUUAAAUAAACUAUGGCUUCAUUCGCACCGGAAAAGUCGAAUAUUUUGCCAAUGUCCACGUUUUUAUUUCUUGGACGAAUUAUAUUACCAGUACUGAGUGGAUUCAAAUAAUUUUAUAUAAUGAAAUAUAUUUGUGAAUGAAAUAGGUAGAGCGUCAAGCCAUGUACAUGCUUAUACGUAUCUGUAUGCUUAGCAUAAAUUUGCAUACUCAUCGUUUACGUUUCCUCAUUAUAUAAUCUUCAAUAAUACUGCGAUAAGUAUAACGCAAUAUAUAUUUAUAUAAUUAAAUAUGAUACAGAUAUACAAAAGUCACAUGCAAAAAUAUUAUUGGUUGUGUCGUUAAGUUUAUUAACGACGUGAAUGUAAUUAAAAUUUAAGGAAUAUUAUUUUAAGAGCUUUUAAUAAUACAUACAUAUUUAAAAUGAAUAUUGUUUAAAUUUUUUGCACGGUUACUUACUUGUUUUAAAGCAAUAAAUUAUCGAAGCGAUAUUUGCUAUGAUAACAAGUUAUAAGAUGAUAUGUAGUAUUGAUUAAUAAAAUAAUCACCAGGAAGAAAAUAGGUAUCUAAGCGUUCCGUGAUGUAUCAUAAAGUACUUAAGUGGCUUAUGCUCAUUGUUAAAUAACCAAAUAUUGGUAAUAUAGGUUAUUUUACAAAUGUAUUCCACAGUCUAUUUAUCUAUUUAUAUUUUUCUUAUAUUUUCAAAAAUAUUCAUAAAAUUUCAUAUCUACAUAAAAUGUGAGCGCACGUUCAUUUAUU